Molecule: messenger RNA, 1455 nt
Organism: Sodiomyces alkalinus F11
Lineage: Eukaryota; Fungi; Ascomycota; Sordariomycetes; Glomerellales; Plectosphaerellaceae
Product: cobW-domain-containing protein
Exons: 1
Coding region: 228-1340 (370 amino acids)
Cellular component (GO): cytoplasm
Source: RefSeq, a predicted model, not a curated record
GUUCCUUUUUUCCCUUGACUGUUCCAUAACUUCGGCGCCAUUUCACACCCACGGUCGUUUUAUCCGUUGGAUACUGGUCAUCUUCGUUUGUUUACUUCGUCUUACUGCUUUUGGCGUCGCUCAUUCUCUUUGAUACCCAUUGGCUUCAGCAUCUUUCCGAGCGGCCGGUCCCUUUAUCUGUACCCAACACCACCAGCACCACCACCACCACCAACAACAACAACAGCAUGGCACCAAUUCCCAUCACCAUCAUUACCGGCUUCUUGGGCUCGGGAAAAACGACUCUCAUUCUUAACCUCCUGCCCCAGCUCAAGGCCAAGAACCCAGACUACAAACUCGCACUCAUCAAGAACGAAUUUGGCGAUCUGGCAGUCGAUUCGCAGCUCGCCUCGUCAGCCGCCGUCUCGGGCGUCCGGGAGCUUCUCAACGGCUGCAUCUGCUGCAACCUCGUCGGCCAGCUCGACGUAGCCCUCGAGGAACUCAGGUCGACCAUCAACCCGGACCGCAUCGUCAUCGAGACCUCCGGCUCCGCCUUCCCCGCCACCCUCGUCUUCGAGAUCAACCGUCUGGCGCGCGAGACGGGAGGCGCCUACGUGCUCGACGGCGUCCUCAGCGCCAUCGACGUCGAGAACUGGAAGGGCUACGAGGAUACCAGCUGGACGGCCCGCAACCAGGCCCGCUACACCGACCUCAUCGUCUUCAACAAAUGGGAAACCUGCGACGAGCUCCGCUUCGACGAGGUGCUCGACCGCGUUGGCGAUCUCGAGGUGGAGACUCCCUGGGUCAAGAGCCGCAAGGGUUGGGUAGAAGCUGACUUGAUCUUCGGUAUCGACGGCGGCCUCGCCCGGGACCUGACGGAAGAACACACCAAACGUGAGCCUUCUUCUCACGAGAAACACGAUCACGGUCACCAGCAUGACCACCAAACCGAGGUGGAAGUGCUGUCCGUCGAGCUCACCGGCGGAGCCAAAGGCGCCGGCGUCGAUGCCGGCAAGCUUCUCUCGCUUCUCAAAGCGGCCCCCAAAGACGAGGUCUAUCGAAUCAAGUCCGUCCUUACCGUGUCGGGAACGGCCCGCGACUCGGAUCAGGACGACGCCAACCCAACGCCGCCUCACGAUAGCUCUCGUUUCAUUCUCAACUGGGCGUUCGGGAGGUGGACAUUCACGCCCGUCUCCGACACCACAGCGGAGCACGAGUCGAGCGAUCGGAUUCCUCUACGGAUGACCAUAAUCCUAGCAAGGUACGCGGGCGGGAAGUGGAAGAAGAAGAUCGAGGAGGGUGGUUUCCUACAACUAGACGGUGAAGGUACGGGGGCAUUGGCUGUGAAUAAGAUUCUAUGAAACAGGAUUGGGUAAAAGUAGAGAUCCGGAUCGCCAAUAGAGUGGGUAUAUACUAGAGCAUAAUAGAUAGAGUAUUAUAAUGACUGCCGAGACAUAUUGACGUGCGGGCGCACAU